Xenia sp. Carnegie-2017 is the source of this 3062-nucleotide messenger RNA. RefSeq names its product neutral alpha-glucosidase AB-like. NCBI's taxonomy places the organism in Eukaryota, Metazoa, Cnidaria, Anthozoa, Malacalcyonacea, Xeniidae. Gene Ontology annotation, biological process: N-glycan processing; carbohydrate metabolic process. The record is from RefSeq and is a predicted model, not a curated record. Gene Ontology annotation, molecular function: alpha-glucosidase activity; carbohydrate binding.
AUCACUGGCGUCACUGUACUAAAUGCUCCCGAAGACAGAAGAGGGAAAUUAUUAAGAUGAAAGACCUUCAUUUUAUAGUAAGACUUAGAUCGUUAGUGAUCAUUUCUUCAUUAUUAUUCUGGUCCACACUGGCAAUUGACAUGUCUAAGUUUAAAAAGUGUGAAGAUAGCAGUUUUUGCAGACGAAAUCGUGCAAUACCACUUGGCCAAAGUCCAUAUGGAGUUGUUCCCGGUUCAAUAAAAUUUACUGAUUCAAAUAUAGAUUUACAAAUUAUUAAUAACAAUACAAAUAUAGUAUUAACUCUUCAGGUCAUAAUACUACAGCAUAAUACUGUUAGAUUUAAAAUUAAUGAAAUUAACCCUAUCCAUCAACGAUAUGAAGUACAAGAUGUGUUAGUUGAUGAUCCUGUUAGAUCAAGUUAUGAAAAAGUUAGUGAGAGCGAAGAUCAGCUGCACCUCAAGUUCCAAAGCAAUGGCUUGAUCAUAACCAUGAAACCGCUGCGUUUGGACUUUCUUGUCAAUAAUAAAAUUGCAGUUUCUGUGAAUUCUAAAGGAUUAAUGAACUUUGAACAUUACCUGGCAAAAAAAGAAUCACCUUCGCUCUUAGGUUCCCUGUAUAGUUACUUCAGCUCAGAGAAGAAAGCUGAAGUUGCAGAAUCACCUGUUGCCGAAGAGAAGACAAAUGAAGAAAAUACAAAUGAUGAAGAGUCAAAUGCUGAGGGUGACCCUGAUGAAGAAGAAGUAAAAGAUGAGGAGGUGAAACCUUCGGUGGAUGAAAAGGUUGAACAAGAUGCAGAACAAUCAUGGGAAGAAACAUUUAAUGAACAUAAAGAUUCCAGACCAAAAGGCCCUGCAUCUGUUGGUCUUGACAUUUCAUUUCUUGGUUUUGAUAAUGUUUUUGGCAUUCCAGAACAUGCAGAUUCACUUGCUCUGAAAUCAACAAUGGGUAAAGAGCCUUACCGUCUUUUUAAUCUUGAUGUCUUUGAGUAUGAUUUAAACAAUGGCAUGGCGUUGUAUGGAUCUAUUCCGUACAUGUUAGCACACAGCCCAAAUAAAACAGUUGGCGUAUUUUGGUUGAAUGCUGCUGAAACAUGGAUCGACAUCAGUACUGAAAAUGCCAAGAAAAAUAUGUUGGAUUCGUUGAUGUCGUACUUUACCGCUGAAGAGGACUCUCAACAAAUUGACACACAUUGGAUGUCGGAAAGUGGCAUAAUUGAUGUGUUUGUAAUGUUAGGACCCAGACCCCAAGACGUCUUUCAACAAUAUGCUGCUCUUACUGGGCCUGCCACCUUGCCACCGUUAUUUUCUCUUGCUUAUCAUCAAUGUCGAUGGAAUUACAACGAUCAAGAGGAUGUUUUGAAUGUUGAUGCAAAUUUUGAUAAACAUGAUAUACCUUGUGACGUUAUAUGGCUAGAUAUUGAGCAUACAGAUGGGAAACGGUAUAUGACCUGGGACACCCAUAAAUUUCCAAAUCCUGAAGAGAUGCAGCAAGCAUUAGCAGUUAAAGGAAGACGUAUGGUUACAAUUGUCGACCCACACAUCAAGAGAGAUGAUGAAUAUCAUAUACACAGAGAAGCCAGUUCUAAAGGAUACUACGUUAAAAACAAAGAUGGUGGGGAUUACGAAGGCUGGUGUUGGCCUGGUUCGUCGUCUUGGAUCGAUUUUUUCAAUCCUGAGGUACGAGAUUGGUGGGCCAGUAAGUUUGCUUUAGAUCAAUACAAGGGAUCAACUCUUACACUCAGUGUUUGGAAUGAUAUGAAUGAGAUGUCCGUGUUCAAUGGACCAGAAAUCACUAUUCACAAAGAUGCAAUGCAUUAUGGGGGAUGGGAGAAUCGUGACGUUCACAAUCUCUAUGGUUACUAUAACCAAAUGUCAACAUAUAACGGUUUGAAGCGAAGAUCUGGCGACAAGGAACGACCCUUUGUUUUAACAAGAGCAUUCUUUGCGGGAACCCAAAGAUACGGAGCGAUUUGGACGGGGGACAAUAUUGCUGAAUGGUCUCAUUUAAAAAUGUCAUUACCAAUGAUUUUGACUUUGGGCAUCACUGGAAUGCAGUUUAGUGGCGCUGAUGUUGGAGUUUUUAAUAAUCCCGAUCCUGAACUUUUAGUUCGAUGGUAUCAAGCUGGUGCGUAUCUUCCCUUCUUUCGUGCUCAUGCGCAUUUGGAUACAAAACGUCGUGAGCCGUGGUUGUUUGAGGACAAAUACAAGAAUCUUAUGCGAGAAGCAAUUCGUCGUCGUUACGCAUUGUUGCCUUAUUGGUAUACACUGUUUCAAGAUGCGUCAAAGACUGGCUCACCUGUUGUUAGACCACUUUGGGUAGAAUAUCCUGAAGAUAAAUCGACAUUCACAAUGGAAGAUGAAUAUUUACUUGGUCGUGAUUUACUUGUAAAACCAGUCACUACACAAGGACAGGUUACUCUUGAUGUUUAUCUUCCAAAUAAAGAUGAGUUAUGGUACGAUCUUUCCAGUAAGAACUUCCACCUUGGUGGACAGAGUAUUCAUGUAGCCACUCCACUUAACAUGAUUCCAGUAUUUCAAAGAGGUGGAAGCAUUGUUCCGAGAAAAGAAAGAGUUCGACGUUGCUCUUCUGUUAUGAUUAAUGAUCCUACAUUGGUCAUUGCUCUCAACAAAUCGGGUGAAGCUAGUGGAAAGUUGUACAUAGACGAUGGUAUUAGUUUUGAUUAUGAGAAAGGAAAGUAUGAGCUUCGAGAGAUUAUGUUCAAACAAGGAAGACUAAUAUCAAGAUCUCUUGAUACUUCAGCGCAUUAUGAAACCAAAUCAUGGCUCGAGCGUAUUGUCAUUAUGGGCAUGAGUCAAAAUCCUUCGCAGAUAAUCCUAACUGACAAAGAUGGUAAGACCACGAAAUUAGAUUAUAGCCUAAAUGCAAGCGCUUAUAAAUUGACCAUCAAAAAACCCGCUGUGAACAUGUCAGAGGAUUGGAGCAUAGUUCUAUAUGCCUAGUGUGGUUUGUAUCUAGUUCAUAUGCCCUGUUGUAACUAAUCAAACCAUAUUUUAUAUGGUUUUUGGGACAUUUUUAAUAAAAUAAACAAAUACAGCGGUUAA